Messenger RNA from Anthonomus grandis grandis, 1060 nucleotides. Its product is annotated as syntaxin-17. The record is from RefSeq and is a predicted model, not a curated record. The coding region runs from base 87 to 1010 and encodes 307 amino acids. Gene Ontology annotation, cellular component: autophagosome membrane; endomembrane system; plasma membrane. The transcript has 5 exons. Gene Ontology annotation, molecular function: SNAP receptor activity; SNARE binding. NCBI's taxonomy places the organism in Eukaryota, Metazoa, Arthropoda, Insecta, Coleoptera, Curculionidae. Gene Ontology annotation, biological process: intracellular protein transport; vesicle fusion; exocytosis.
CAUUUCACAUGUCUUUGUUUACAAACAUCAAAAUUAAUCAUUGAAUAUUCAGGAUUUUUCAAAAAUAAAUAAAUUAAUCGUCACAAAUGAAACAAUACAAAAUGGCAUCCAUAUCGAGUCCCAGCAUAAUAAAGCAGCCGUUGAAGUUCAUCAAAGUUCCCUUGGAAAAGUUUUCUGAUGAGGUGAUUCCACACCACCAAAGAAUUUUAGAGCAGCACAAAGCUUUUAUCCAAAAAUUAAUAGCGGCUAAUGAUGUAAGGCAGUUAACCAAAGAAGUUAAAGACAAGAAGAGGACAAUUAAGCAGUUACGAGAUUUAUUAUAUGAAUUGGACACUUUACGAACCCAAGUACAAGACAAUGACUUAGAUGCCUUCGAUACUCACACAAUGCCUUUAAGGAGCAACAUACUUAAAAUUACCAAAGCAUAUCAGGAUCUGGAGAAAAAUGUAAACAAAGUACUAGCUAAGAGCCAACCAUCCUCAGAAGACACCUCGCCUGAUGAGAGAAUUAAUCCUUUUGAGGGUGCCUCCCAAAUUCAAAUUAAAGCUGAUUUAAAUGAUUUAAAGCUUGAAGAAGCCCAAGCAAGGUUAAAUAGGGUUGAGGAAAUUCAAAGGAACGCAGAAGACUUGGAAGAAAUUCAUAGGGAUUUGCAUAGCAUGGUAAAAGACCAAGGAGACCAAAUAAAUGAGGUGGAAAUAAAUGUUGCCUCUGCGCAAGAGCAUGUUUAUGCAGGCUUUAAGGAUAUUGUUAAGGCUCACAAGUUAAACGCGGUUGCCUAUCCAGCUACAGGUGCAUUCGUAGGUACCCUAAUAGCCGGCCCCAUAGGUCUUAUAGCCGGCCUAAAAGUGGGUGGAUUGGCGGCUUUGGGGUGCGCCUUUGCCGGAUACGCCGGAGGGAAAUUCUUAAAAAAGCAACGGGAAAUCGACAUUAAUGAGGCGGACCACGUGGUCAAUAAUGAAAACAACGAAAACCAGACCACAGUUACCGAGAGCGAGAAAAAAGAUAUUUGACAGCCAAAUAGAUGUUAUUUAUGCUAAAUAAAGACAAGUAGAGUAACAUA